UUCACCUUUAACUGGAGCAUUCAUUCGAACGUGUAGACCGACAGGGGGAUCGAGUUGUCCAUUGACUUCAAUUGUCUUUACCUCUCAUUUACAGGAACUCUCCAAAUCUUGGCAGAUCAGUGAGUUGAACUUGAGUCAAUUAACUUUUGCACGCCUUCUACAUCUACCAUGUCUUCCAUAAUGGAGCACAUCGAUCAAACCACCAUCCUCUCUCUCCUCGGCGUCGUCGCAAUUCUCGUAUCCUCCUACAUUCUCUCCAUCCGCGUUCUUGCACCCACUACCCCUUCCUCCCUUCGCAUCCUCUUCAUCUGGCACUUCUUUGAUUUCCUCAUCCACACUAUCUUCGAAGGCUCCUUCCUCUACAACUGCUUUUUCUCUCGCAUCCCCUUCGAUUCAUCAAUUGCCCAUCCAGUCGCUAUCUCUAAUUUCUUGGGCACAAGCGAAUAUGUAUAUGGAGCACAAUAUGCAGAUAAUUGGGCGAGUAAAUUGUGGAUGGUUUAUGCGCAAGCAGAUCGAAGAUGGGCGGGUGCAGAUUUGACAGUGGUUAGUUUGGAGUUGUUGACUGUGCUUGGGGCUGGACCUUUGGCACUUUGGAUUUGUUGGGGGAUUGUGAGGAAGGAUUGGAGAGUCAACUUUUGGAUGGUGGUGCUUGCUACGGGGGAAUUGUAUGGUGGUUUCAUGACAUUUGCACCAGAAUGGUUAAUCGGCUGUAAGAAUUUGGAUACGAGUAAUUUUAUGUUCAAAUGGGUGUACUUGGUAUUCUUCAACAUGUUGUGGGUUUUCUUACCAAUAUAUGCAAUGUAUGUGGCAUUCUGUGAUAUUGGUAAUGCGAUGCAGUUGAGGAAUAGCGUUAUCAGUGCAAAGGUAGAGAUGAUGAAGCGAGAGAAGAAGAAGUGAGGUUAAAGGGAGUGAGUAAUAUGGGGAGACAUCUUGGGCUUGUUAGGAUACCUGGGUUUGGGAGUCGUUUAAGUUAUAUCAUACCUCUUAAGACUAUAUGUUGUAUCUACAUCUGUUGUAUCUACAUAUAUUGUAUCUACAUAUAUUGUAUCUACAUAUAUUGAUCU
Molecule: messenger RNA, 1064 nt
Organism: Botrytis porri
Lineage: Eukaryota; Fungi; Ascomycota; Leotiomycetes; Helotiales; Sclerotiniaceae
Exons: 2
Coding region: 169-897 (242 amino acids)
Biological process (GO): sterol metabolic process
Cellular component (GO): endoplasmic reticulum; membrane
Molecular function (GO): cholestenol delta-isomerase activity
Source: RefSeq, a predicted model, not a curated record